AUGGACAGCAGUGGCGAGCAGCUAGUCGGGGGGGAGGACGAGGCGGCGUGUACGUCUGCCUCAGAGGGGCUGGAGGAGGGGGAGGUGGAGGGGGAGACGCUGCUGAUCGUGGAGUCGGAGGACCAGGGCUCCGUGGAUCUGUCACAUGACCAGAGCGGAGACUCGCUGACCAGCGACGUCGGCGAGGAGGCGGAUGGCGGCUGGGCUUGCGACGACAUGUCGUUCUACUGCGACCGCUGCCACAAGUGGAUCCCCACAGCUCAGCUCCGCGGCGAACAGCCGAGUUACCUGAAAGGAGACAACUUCUUCAAAUUCAUCUGCUGCGAGUGCUCCGAGGACGGGAAGGAGAGCUUUGAGAGGAUGAGGCUCACCUGGCAGCAGGUGGUGAUGUUGGCCAUGUACAACCUGUCUCUGGAGGGGACGGGGCGCCAGGGCUACUUCAGGUGGAAGGAGGACAUCUGCGCCUUCAUCGGCCGACACUGGAACUUCCUGCUGGGAACCAGGAAGAAGACAACGACAUGGUGGAGCACGGUCGCCGGCUGCCUGUCGGUCGGUAGUCCCACCUUCUUCCGCUCGGGAGCGCAGGAGUUCGGGGAACCGGGCUGGUGGAAGCUGGUCCAGAACCGACCCCCGACCCUGAGACCAGAGGUAGACAAAUCCACCGCCAAGCCCAAAGCCGUGAAACCGGUGCUGGAACCCAUCAUCACCGUGGAGGGCCUCAGGAAACGCAGCGCCAGAAACCCGGUGGAGAGCGCCAUUCAGCUGAAGGAGAAGCGCUCGCGCACUCAGGAGGCCAAAGACAUCCGGCGGGCUCAGAAGGAGGCGGUGGGGGGCUACACUGACCGCAGCACGUCCUCCACCCCCGUUAAGCUAGGGGGAGGCCGCGGGGGGAGCGGCGGGCGCCGUCCAGAUGUGGUUCUGGAAAAAGGCGAGGUCAUCGACUUCUCCUCCCUAAGCUCCUCAGACCGAACGCCACUCACCAGCCCGUCACCGUCACCUUCGCCUGACUUCUCCGCCCCGGGGACGCCGGCCUCCCACUCAGCCACGCCCAGCCUUCUGUCGGAGGCGGACCUGAUCCCCGACGCCAUGCCGCCGCAGGCGCUCUUCCACGACGACGAAGAGAUGGAGGCAGAGGGGAUGAUCGACCCGGGGAUGGAGUACAUCCCUCCUGCUAGCACCAGCCGCAAGAAGCUCCGCCCAGCGCCACCUCACAUCAAACGGGAGGCAGAGAGCGAGGACGACGAGGGCCACGAGCGCCAGGAUGACUUUGAAGAGCCGGCGGGGCGGAGGGAUGCCCCGCCUCCGUCCUCUGGGGGCAACGAGCGCGGGUGGAUGUCUCAUCCUGAAGGAGCUGACGGCCCCGUAGGCGAUUCCCAGAGUCCCCGCUGCGCCGUGCUCAGCCUGUACGAGGAGAGGAUGCUGCUGCGGCGGCUGGAUGCCUGCCCGCUGGCGCUGGCCGUCACGCCGCAGGCUAAACGCCUCCACAGGAAGCUGCUUGUCCGCCAAGCCAAGCGGCAGCGAGGGCUCCCUCUGCUGGACAUCGACCGAGCCGUCAGUGCCGCCCUCAGCCUGGUGGGGGGGAUCUAUGGAGCCCAGGAGGCGGGGUCGCAGCCGGGGGCUGGAGCUAAAGGGAAAUACUGCACCAGCAGCCAGGAGCUGCGGAUUCUUGAUCGAUUCCAGACUAAUGUCUCUGGGAGGAGAGGCGUCCAGCAGCAGUCCAUGUCCUUCUGGCAUCGUCUGAUGGGAGCAGAAGGCAGUUUGGACCAGAGCAUCAAGAGUCCGUACACGUCCCGCAUCCUGAAACCGUACAUCAGGAGGGAUUACGAGAGCCGUCCUCUCAAGCUGCGGCUGUUGGCUGAGAUCAGAGCGUACCCCCACAGGAAUGAGCUGGACUGGGUCCCAGAACCCAAUGCUCCCAUUGACUACUGCUACGUCCGGCCCAAUCACAUCCCCUCGGUCAACGCCAUGUGUCAGGACAGCUUCUGGCCAGGUGUGGACCUGUCCGAGUGCCUUCAUUACCCGGACUUCAGCGUGGUGGUGCUCUACAAAAAGGUGGUGAUCGGCUUCGGGUUCAUGGUCCCAGACGUCAAGUACAAUGAGGCCUACAUCUCCUUCCUGGUGGUGCACCCUGAGUGGAGGAGGGCCGGCAUCGGGACCUUCAUGAUCUACCAUCUGAUCCAGACGUGCAUGGGGAAAGACGUGACGCUGCACGUGUCGGCCAGCAACCCCGCCAUGCUGCUUUACCAGAAGUUUGGCUUCAAGGCCGAGGAGUACAUCCUGGACUUUUAUGAUAAGUACUACCCACUGGACAGCACCGAGUGUCGCCACGCCUUCUUCCUUCGACUGCGGCGCUGACACCUGAGACCAGGUGGACCCCACCACGGCCACCAGGUCCGGACCACUUGAGAGACUAAAGCGGAUUGUUCAGGACUGAUAUUGCUCAGAAACGCGAGAUCCUCAUCAGUCACGGUGUUCAGACUCUCGUCUCAUCUGUAAAUGUUUGUGAACUUGUGACCUUCAGUAAAAAUCUGCUCCUCUGA
Cololabis saira (Pacific saury) is the source of this 2540-nucleotide messenger RNA. It is a transcript of the gene kat14, whose product is annotated as lysine acetyltransferase 14. The record is from RefSeq and is a predicted model, not a curated record. The coding region runs from base 1 to 2355 and encodes 784 amino acids. The transcript is spliced from 10 exons. Gene Ontology annotation, molecular function: acyltransferase activity, transferring groups other than amino-acyl groups. Lineage: Eukaryota; Metazoa; Chordata; Actinopteri; Beloniformes; Belonidae.